CACACUACCUACCCACGAUGCAGCGCGGUUGCAUACAACAUAGCCAUCUUGUCAAGAGUGACUGAGUGAGGGAGGUAACUGUAUGCGCUGUUUGGAUCCUCAGUUGUUUCAAAGCGUGGAAUUAAAGAACGUUUUCCUCCCUCGAUCGUAAAGUAAGCGUCGCCACCGAAUGACUUUAAGCUGCUGAACUGAGCGGGUACAAAGGACUGCUUUCGGGAAGAUGUCUCGCAUACUUGUUCCGACGUAGGGGGAGUGUGCAGCAGCCAGUUGGCUUGACUUGCUAGCUAGCUCGGUGAGUGGAGGGCUGCGGGCCCUCCUCAGCCUAAAGUAGCUCCUGCAGCUAGGCAACACACUCUGCGACAACGGCCCUUUGACAACUGCACAACCGGGAUAUUAGCAGGCCGGUCGGGACUGCCCGAAAGCUGUGGAUCCACCAUCAUAAAGGCUGCUGGUAUCAGUGUCUACAGCCGCAUUUCUGGACAAGACGAAGUGCGGCGUUGCGUUAUGAGCUCAUGAAACGCAACAGGAGACCGAGAGAGGAAGAAGGAUGGCGUAGAUUCAUCUUGCUUACAGAUUGCUAGGCUCAGUAAAAUAGAUGCAAGUGUGCUGUUUAAUAUGAUCUGAGGUUCUAGAAGCUGUAACCAGGUCGUCCCUUUCUAACGGAGGAUAAACAUAGCCAUACGGGACUUGGAAUCAGGCUGUCAAUAUGUCGAAAAUGCCGGCCAAGAAAAAGAGCUGUUUUCAGAUCACAAGUGUGACUCAGGCACAGGUGGCGGCUAUAGGAGCCACGGACGACACGGAGAGUCUGGACGACCCAGACGAGUCACGGACUGAAGAUGUGUCGUCGGAAAUAUUCGACAUGUCACGGGCUGAAUACGAUCCCGCGUGUGACAGAAGUUCAUCUGAAGAAGCCCUGAAUAAUGUUGGCGAGCCGGAGGCGAGCAGUGUUAUGGCACCAUCACACAUACCUCAACCCAGUCAGUUGUCUUCACUGUCAGGCAAUGCGAUUGGGGAGUUUCGAAAGGUUGGGGUGUUGGGCUCAAGUCAAGGUAGUCAGCAGCCGUCAGGGAUUGGCGCUACAUCUGGUUUAACUUUUAUCACCCAGCCUGGGGGAAUGUCUGCUCCAACAGCCAGCACUGUGCCAGCCAGUGCUGUGCCAGCCAGUGUGUCAGUGAACACAUCCCAACCUGCUGCAGUGACCAGUUCUGCUCCUCCCCUUGCCACCUCCACGGUGAGUUGCACUUCACGCUUCAGGGUCAUUAAACUCGAUCAUGGUACUGGAGAACCUUUUCGAAGAGGCAGGUGGACGUGUACAGAGUUUUAUGAGAAAGACUCUGAGGGCUCUGCUGUUAGUAGGACUGUAGAUAGCAUAAGGCAUGUCAGUGCGACACUGGACCCUGCUGGAGACAGAGACAGUGGGCUCGGGCUCACGGGAGGAUCCAUGGUUGCCCCGUCAACGCAUUCAGGUCAGGGCUUGGGCUCUGUGGCGGAUGCUUCUCUCUCGUCAUCCCGCAUACUUUCAGUGGAGACUGCACCACAGAAGCAGCAACAAAUCCACCAUCAAAACUAUGGUGCCCGGUCACAGGGUGUGAGUGGAUCAACUACACAGAGUGGUUUCUCUAGUGCCAAGCCUUCAGCUGUUCCAGCACAGCCAACAGUGGGAGGUCUCCAGCCUUCUGCUCCCCAGAGCACGCUGCCUGUCGGACAAAACGGCCUGCCUCAAUCUGGUGUCCACAUACAGAAGUCUCCCAUUAUGCCUCCUUCAGCCCAGCCCAUUGCAUACCCUCUCCAGCAGCAGCAGCUUCCUAUGGGUCACCACCUAACCAGUCAGUCGGAGUAUUAUCAGCAGCAACAGACAGCUUCCAUACAGCCAGGGCUUGCCACUGGCCAGUCCCUUCCAGUGUCCAGCCUGUCUGCAGGGCAACAGCCCGUGGGACAAGGAACUGCUUCAGCCUUGCCGCCGGUCUCUGGAGGUGCUUCUGUGUCAAGUCAUGUUGGAGAUGUUGCAGGAGUGGGAGAGGGAUCUGUACCUGCUGGGGUGCCAGCAGUUGGCCUCUUGCAGCAGCAAACUGGAGGAUUGGGAGGUGUUGGAAGUUCCAUACUGGCUGGUACAUCCACUUUGCAGCAGCAGAGUGUGAGUCAGUAUGGACCUGCUGGACAACCUCAGCCCCACAGCCUGCACCCUACAUCCUCCGGUGUACAAAAUGUGCCUGCCAUCGCAGUGAGCUCCAGUGUUCCUGCCACUGUGCCCACUGCUGUGCCCAGUGCCUCCAGUGCAGCCAUGCCAAAUGUGACAACCUCCAGUAUGCCUCCAGGUCAGCAACCCCAUAGCAAGAUUCCAGUGGCUUUGGGGACGCAGAACCUCCCAGCAGCUGGAUUUGGACACGUGGAGGGUGGUGGUGGAGGGAAAUUGGAGGGCCUCGUCAAUGCACAGUCUCCUAUUGUCUCUGGGAAGGAAACAGUGAAGCCCCUCAUGCCUGAGAGCCUGCAGCUCGCCACGCCGACUGUCAACAGCCUGUUUGGAAUCCACAUACCCGUCGAUGGGGAUGUGGACAGGAACCCCUCCAAGGCUUUCUACCAGGCCUUCCAGUCUGGCAGCAGAUUAAGGGACUCAAAGGCCCACAGUGAUAGGGCCUCGGGAACCAACGUUGCUGCCAUUGAUAAUAAAAUUGAACAGGCAAUGGACCUGGUGAAAAGCCAUCUGAUGUAUGCAGUGCGCGAAGAGGUGGAGGUCUUAAAGGAGCAGAUCAAGGAGCUGUACGAGAGGAACUCUGUGCUGGAGAGGGAGAACGCCGUGCUGAAAUCCCUGGCCAACAGCGAGCAGCUAUCUCAGCUGUCUGCCCAGUCGGCCACCGGCUCCAGCACCACGCCCUCCCAGCAGGGACUCAGCCAGCCUCAGCAACAGGCCCAGCCUCCGCUUCAAGUCCAGCCUCAGCCUCCGCCUCAGCCUCAGCAGCAGUCACACCCCCAGCUCCAGACUCAGCCCCAGCUCGAUCCUGGCCAACAACCACAACUGCAACCCAACGUCACCUCUGCUUGAAAUGCAUCUGUCCUGCUUGGCAUGGGGCAGAGAAUAAAAGAGCAUCUUCUCUACAAAUUAUUACAAUUAGUGUAUGUGAAAUUAAAAAGAAGAAAAAAAAAACUUUGUCUUCUUAGCCACCAGCUUGACCACAGAGUACAGUGCUUGUGUGUGAGUGUGUGUAUCAGAGUGAGUUAGUAAGGGUGACUGUGAUAUGUAAGUGUGUGUGUGCGUGCAUCUGUACUGUGGGCCUUUCCAGUGUUAAUGCAAUCAUCAAGAGAGAGACAGAGAGAAAGUGUGUGCAGAGACCGAGUGUCAGGGAAGGUCAGAGUGGUUUGUGGGGGUUUUUUCCAUCUUGGCUAUGUUCCCGGAUGGGUUGACUGCUGGGUCCAAGCUUGUGGACAAGAUAUCUUUUCUUGGACCGGGCUUGAGCCAGACAGGCCUGCGACCUAACCUGAAACCGGCUCAAGCCGUGGCUGUGGAAAGGGAGGGGCAUCGCCUCACAUAAGGGACAAACGGGAGCGACUGUCAAAAAGAGAGCGAUUAUUUUUUUAAAAGAGAGAUAACUGAGUGGGUAACGGGGUAUUUUUAGCCUUGCUGUUUCAUGUUGUAAAGUAGUAAGUGGGAGAGAGUCUGGUUUUCGGAGCGCCACACCGCUGCCGUUACUUUUACAUCAACUUCAACCCUUGCAUCCGUCUUUUGAGUUCUACUGUUAAGUGUUUUAUUUAUUACAGGGCUGCUAUUUUCAUAAAUGAACAAUUUCAUGAAAUCUGUUUAACAAUAGCCCAGUUUUUUUUUCUCAGUGUUUCAACAGAUUGGCCAUACUUGCCAGGGCAAUGCUUUUUAUUUAAUUGUUAAAAUGUAGGCAAAUAAAAAAACAAAACAAAAUUCUGACAAAUGUUUAACACUAACUCUAAAUUUACUCUGCAAUUGCCAAUUGAUAGCUCAAGUCAAGAUCCAGUAUGAAUGUACAUUCUUGUAUAAAGUAUUAAGAGCCUUGAUGGGUGACUUCAUCCGUGGACAUCAAAUCUUAACGUGAACCUGCAGAAGGCAUUUCAUGAAGAUUCAGUUGGUAAUUUUCUCUAAAAAAAAUGAAUUAGUGUUGCCAUAACCCCCACCCCCUCCUUCAUGUUGUUUUCCCAUGGUUUUUCCUGAGGGUGGCCAGGGGGGAAAGCUGUGAAAUCAUUCAACCUACUUUGUAACCAAAGAUGCAAAAGCUGUGUAAAUUGAUUAUUUUUAAAUGCACACUCAUGUAUUUUCCUUUUUUUUUUGUUACUUGCUCCUUCACAAAAUAUUUUGUUGCUGUUCAGCAUGUUCUGCAUGAUCUGUAAUCUUCAAACCACUUUCUUACCUCAUUUUUAUUCAGCACUCGUAUUGUAAGAUAGUCUGUGAACAGUGUAAAUGGGGAAAUAUGACGCAGAGCAGAGGCUGAGAGAAAAAUAACCUAGUGUUACUGACACUAGUCACAGAAAAAUGAAGUGAGCCAUGUUUUGUUCAUUUAAAUUGGUGUUUGAAUUUCAUAUGCCAAUAGUUUUGUUACAUUGCAAAUUUUAAUGUAUUUAAAUAAAAGCAAUAUUCAGAUUCC
Molecule: messenger RNA, 4604 nt
Organism: Scatophagus argus
Lineage: Eukaryota; Metazoa; Chordata; Actinopteri; Scatophagidae
Product: TSC22 domain family protein 2-like
Exons: 4
Coding region: 707-3040 (777 amino acids)
Biological process (GO): regulation of transcription by RNA polymerase II
Source: RefSeq, a predicted model, not a curated record